UUCAAGAUCUUGUUCUAACAAAUUCAUGGCAUUCAACAACAACACCCAAUUCCAGACUCCCAAUCCUGAAAUGGACCUCUAUUCACUACUGAAUAGAGGUCUGGAAGAGUCCACAUCCGCCGCUGCUGCUGGUCAGCAGCAGCAGCGGCGGCUGUGGGUGAAAACCCGGUCCAAGGCGUGGUGGGAGCACGUGAGCAGCCCGGACUACCCGGACGAGGAGUUCCGGAAGGCCUUCCGCAUGGGCCGGGCCACGUUCGACAUGAUCUGCUCCGAGCUCGAGGCCGCGGUCACCAAGAAGGACACCACCCUCCGCCAGGCCAUCCCCGUCCGCCAGCGCGUGGCCGUGUGCAUCUGGCGCCUGGCGACCGGGGAGGCCCUGCGGGAGGUGUCCAGGCGCUUCGGCCUCGGGAUCUCCACCUGCCACAAGCUCAUCCUCGAGGUCUGCGCCGCGAUCCGGGCCGUCCUCAUGCCGAGGUUCCUCCAGUGGCCCGACCCGGCCCGGGCCGCCGCGAUCCGGGCCGGGUUCGAGGCCGCGUCCGGGAUCCCCGGGGUGGCCGGGGCCAUCUACACCACCCACAUCCCGAUCAUCGCGCCGAAGGUGAGCGUCGCUGCCUACUUCAACAAGCGACACACCGAGCGGAACCAGAAGACGACGUACUCCGUCACGCUGCAGGGCGGCGUCGACCCGAACGGCGUGUUCACCGACAUAUGCGUCGGAUGGCCGGGCUCAAUGACCGACGAGCACGUGCUCCAAAAGUCUGUGCUCUGCCAGCGCGCCCUGGCGGGCGCGCUGGCAGACACCUGGGUAGUAGGGAACUCAGCCUUUCCACUGACGGACUGGCUGCUGGUUCCCUACGCCCACCAGAACCUGACAUGGGCGCAGCAUGCGUUCAACGAGAAGGUCGGGGAGGUGCAGGAGGUGGCGAGGGAGGCGUUCAUGCGGCUGAAGGCGAGGUGGAGCUGCCUGAGGAAGCGGACGGAGAAUAAUUUUAGAUUCGCCAGAAUUGAGAAAACAGAAAUCAGGAAGAAAUAA
Molecule: messenger RNA, 1033 nt
Organism: Salvia hispanica
Lineage: Eukaryota; Viridiplantae; Streptophyta; Magnoliopsida; Lamiales; Lamiaceae
Source: RefSeq, a predicted model, not a curated record